Molecule: messenger RNA, 1454 nt
Organism: Macrosteles quadrilineatus (aster leafhopper)
Lineage: Eukaryota; Metazoa; Arthropoda; Insecta; Hemiptera; Cicadellidae
Product: 26S proteasome regulatory subunit 8
Exons: 8
Coding region: 138-1358 (406 amino acids)
Biological process (GO): proteasome-mediated ubiquitin-dependent protein catabolic process
Cellular component (GO): proteasome regulatory particle, base subcomplex
Molecular function (GO): ATP binding; proteasome-activating activity; ATP hydrolysis activity
Source: RefSeq, a predicted model, not a curated record
CUACCAAAAUAAGUGUGACAGGAAAAGUAGCUGCUAUUUCAGUAGCUGCUACUAGGUAGCUGCUAGUAAGUAGCCAAGUGUGACACAGGCUUAGAUUUAGAAACGAAACAACGAAGCUAACUGGGAACUCCACAACAAUGACAAACACAAAUUUUGAGAUGGAGGUUGAUGAAAAGUCGGCCAAAGGAGAAGGCUUCCGGCCGUACUACAUCACAAAGAUUGAAGAGCUUCAGUUAAUUGUUGCAGAGAAAAGUCAAAACUUAAGACGUCUCCAAGCCCAACGGAACGAACUCAACGCUAAAGUGAGAAUGUUGCGUGAGGAGCUACAGCUGCUACAAGAGCAAGGCUCGUAUGUUGGGGAAGUUGUAAAGCCGAUGGACAAGAAGAAGGUUCUCGUCAAAGUUCAUCCUGAAGGAAAAUUUGUCGUAGAUUUAGACAAGAACAUUGAUAUCAACGACGUGACACCUAACUCACGUGUCGCACUGCGCAACGAGAGCUACACUCUCCAUAAAAUUUUGCCCAAUAAGGUGGAUCCUUUGGUUUCCCUUAUGAUGGUGGAGAAGGUCCCUGACUCUACAUAUGAGAUGGUGGGAGGUCUGGACAAGCAGAUCAAGGAGAUCAAGGAAGUAAUAGAACUGCCUGUCAAACACCCAGAACUUUUUGAUGCUCUUGGUAUCGCACAACCCAAGGGUGUACUGCUAUACGGCCCACCUGGCACUGGUAAGACGCUGCUGGCUCGAGCCGUAGCUCACCACACAGAAUGUACCUUCAUCCGAGUCUCUGGUUCAGAGUUGGUACAGAAGUUCAUUGGAGAAGGUUCACGGAUGGUGCGAGAGCUGUUCGUCAUGGCAAGAGAGCAUGCACCGUCCAUCAUUUUCAUGGAUGAGAUAGAUUCUAUCGGCUCAUCUCGUAUUGAGUCAGGCAGUGGAGGUGACUCUGAGGUGCAGCGGACCAUGUUGGAACUGUUGAAUCAGCUGGACGGAUUCGAGGCCACCAAGAACAUCAAGGUUAUAAUGGCAACCAACCGCAUUGACAUUCUGGAUCCGGCACUGCUCCGGCCAGGCCGUAUUGACCGCAAGAUUGAGUUCCCCCCACCAAAUGAGGAGGCUCGACUGGACAUUCUGCGCAUUCACUCUCGCAAGAUGAACCUGACUCGAGGCAUCAAUCUGCGCAAGAUUGCAGAGCUCAUGCCUGGUGCUUCUGGCGCUGAAGUUAAGGGAGUUUGUACUGAGGCGGGGAUGUACGCUCUACGUGAGCGUCGUGUUCAUGUCACUCAGGAGGACUUUGAGAUGGCUGUCGCCAAGGUUAUGCAGAAGGACUCAGAGAAGAACAUGUCCAUCAAGAAGCUCUGGAAAUGAAUGCUUUAUCUAUUCAUAUAAUUCAUUUUCCUUAAUUCACUUAAUGUUUUUGUUUGUUAAUAGAUUUAGAUCAAUUAAAUUUAUUUUGUACAUGUA